AGUCGCAAAUCGCACGUGCUUCGGUAAACAAAUCGCAUUGUUGGAUACUCUCUAUCGGCGGAAUUGGUACUUCACGCUUUAAAGCGCUCUCGUUUAUUUACAUUUACAAAGAAAAGUGCGUCAAUUUUUCAAUCGAAACUUGAAUGAUAUUUUUUAUCUUGAUUGGAUAAAAAAAUGAAUAUGAUUUAUCCAGCGAUAAUUUUCGCUCACUGACAAUUAUACUGUGGAUUAAUUAGAAAGGAUAUUCAUAGAGUAAAAAAAGGAUUCCACAUUUUAGUUUUUAAUGUUGCCGGCAGUGUCGUACGUCGUGGUGGUAUUUUUUCUGUGGGGAUGUGCGGCAGGUGUGAGUGCAGACGAUCAAGGAUGCUAUACGUCCGGCAGCGUAGCCGGCAUCGUAAUAGCUUCGAUUGUGGUUACGCUUGUCUCGGGAGGAUUAGCUCUGGCAUUUGUUUGGUAUUUAUGGAAACAACGAAAAGGAGUAUGUGUUAAUGGCAAAUCGCAAGACAAACUGAUUUCAUGUCCACCAAUGACACCUGACAAGCAGCUAAUAGUGCAUGAGAAGAACGACUACGCUUUUGACAACCCUUACUUCAAAGAUGACGAGACUGACGCCCCCACGUCUGACACCGCAGAGAAAGGUGAAACGGGAUUCCAUGUGGAUAAUGGCGACAUCACGCCUGCGCAGAAUGCCAAGACUUCCAAUGGGACAACAGGACAGCACAAGAAGAAUCGUCCUUUCUCCAGUUUACCUUUCCAUGUGUUCCAUCCUUCAGGAAAGAAGCAGCGGGCAACUAUGGACGAUACAUACAUAUCCAAGCACUUGGAACGUGUGACAGUACCCCUUCGUGGACAUGACUUCACUGGUCUGGGUUUCAACAUUUGUGGCAACAUGAGGGAUGGUAUUUUCGUCAAGGAUGUUCUACACAGAGGACCAGCUUCGGAAUCAGGAAAGAUUAAAGCAGGAGAUCGCAUCAUUGGUGUCACUGUGUCUUUCGCUGCAAUGGUUUACGAGGACGCCCUUACCAUUCUAUCUUAUGCAUCCCCGUACGAUGUCCGACUAGAAAUCGAGAAAAGUGCUACUGCUGACCCCUUGCCGCCCACACACUCUCCCAAACGACUCGGGGGCACUUCUACCAGCUUCCGUACCAGCGACGGCAGAAGGAGGCUAUUCCAUCCACUCUACAGAAGCCAGUCCAUAGAUGACUUGACGCAGAUUGGAAAAGAAGGAUUCUUCCUGGGGAAUAAUUCCGUCUCAGGUAGUCAAAGGGAAUCCGGAUCUUCAGCAACUCCGAAGCGUUCUCAGAGUGUGGAAGCUACCAAUGGUGGACCAAAAGCCCGAGCAGCCCUUGCACUCACAAAACCCUCCGUGGAGGACGUUGCCACGAAAAUGGUGAUCACCACAAACAAGGGCAGUCGCAAAUCCAGUACUUCCAGCUGUGAAUCUGCAAAUAAAGUAACUACAGUUACAGUCCCAGAGCCAGUAAAAACAGAACAAGCCUCGCCAAAGGAAGAAAAAGAAGCCUGUUCUAAGAAGGAAAUCAAGAGCUCCCGUUUCAGAGUGGAGCAAACAUUGGUGAAGACGGAAGCCCCUGCAUCUCAGGCUAAGCAAAUUCCUCCUAAACCUGCAAGAGAUACCUCUGAAGACAAACCAAUUCCUCCUUCUGCUGAUGACGGAGUGGAGAAAAAUGCCGAAAUACAGGAAAAGAAACCAAAUGCCUCGCCUUCCGAGACACGUAUACAGAUGGAACCUCCGGUCUUUGCCGAGGAAAACGGAGACGGCGAGAAGCCAACUGCACCCCCGCGCAAAGCUGGGACACCUGCUAAAAGAAGAGCUCCAGCACCACCCCCUGCACCUAAAACUGAAGCUGUAAUACACAGGACGGAUGAACAGACUUCUGAAUUAACAAAAGUAACACCAGAACCAGUUCUUGUUGAACCAGAUCCUCCGUUACCUGAUCCUCCAGCCCCGCCUUCGUCAGAUAUUCCAGACCUGCCUUCCAGUCAGCCCACCUCUGAACCGGACAUCCGAUCAUCCGACAAUUCUUCUCUUUCAAGUAGGGGUCAGGACACUUCGGAACCUUCAAGUCCGGGAAAGAGGAAAGCUUCGUCUCUGGGAGACUUGACGAAGCUGGACCCAAAGACCCACAAGGCCUCCACUGCUGCUGCCAUUUUGGAGAGGGCCGUAUCACUUGAUUUGCAGCAAAGUCUUCCUGGUGAGAACCUAAUAAAACAGAAAAAAAUUCUCCGAGCUCCAACAUUUGAGGUCGAUUACGAUGAAAACAAGGAAGGAGAUACAAACGAUGCUGAAGUCAGCCCGCUAAAACGUUGGGAUGCUGGACUUGAAGAGGCAUUGAUCGAAUCCACCAACAGCGAAAUAAUAAAAAUAACAGAAACAUUAAAUCUGGAAAAAGUCGCAGCUGAUGUAUCUGUUCUCAAAGAUGAUAUCAAAGAAGAAUCCAAAACAUUACUUAAUGAUAUCACUGCUACCUUCAAUUCCAAAAUGGAUGGCAUUGUCUCAGAUAUCUCCAAUGUAUCACUUCCCGAAAAACCAGACUUAGAGACAAUAGACUUAGAUAUCGGGCCUCUUCCAGACGAAAUUGAAUUGCUCAAGUCCGAAAUCUCUCACGAAGCACAAGUUACUUCAACACCUGCCAGAAAGCUUAUAGAAGUGAAAGAUUUUUUGAAAGAUGAUGACGAUUCCAUGGAUGAUAUCCCCUACUUGGGUUCUGCAACUCCUCAGUAUAAUGGGGAAAGCACUACCGUGAAACAUUCCAUUACUACCCGAAGUUCUACCGUACCAAACCUAUCGCCAGUAGUUAUUAGCAUACCCGUCAUCAAGCCAGAUUUAACACAUUAUGAGAAGCUGCCAAGUCCUCCUCCAGCCAGUACUCAUCCAGGACUAGAUACAAGUUGGCGACUGUCUUCCAAAACGACUACAAAUAUUUCUCCAGACAGUUCACCACUGGAGAAGAAAGCACCAUCGAAGUCAUCUCCAGAAGAAAAUGGCAAAUCGGCUUUAGAAAGAAUAUCCGUCCAAUCCUUGUACAGGCCGAUAUUUUCCAACAAAGAAUCAUCAGUUACGGAUGAAUCGGCUGUUUCAGAAAACAACAAUAAUACUCAACCCGAGAAAUUGGUCAACGGCAACGACUCCGACUCAUCUGAACACUACAGCACAGCUCAGGAAACUACUGCUUCUUCUGUAGAGAAUAAUUCCACGUUGUCCGUGACACUUUCGUCGUCAACAGUCGGUAAUAACGUGGCAGCCAAGACACCCAAUAAUGUCGCUGGCUUCGCCAAAACUUUGAUUAUACCCAGUCCGAACGAUGUAGAAAAUUUGCUCAAUUUGGCGAAGGAACCGAAUACACCUCCGCCAAAUUUAGAACCCCCACCAAUUUCGGUGGACAAUGACUGAAAAAACAGACAUGUGUUGCGGAUUAUUUUUCAGUUCAGGGAUAUGCUGUAUAUAAUAGCUUUUGUUUCAAAUCAAGAUGAAGUUUGUGACUAGUCUGUGCAGCUCAUUGGCAAAUAAUCCUUAAUAGUUGAAUAUAGAGCCAUGUUUGCAUGGUAGCCAGAAACAAUGUUUCGCCAUUUUGUUAAGAGAACUACAUGUUCAGUUCCAUAAUCGAACAAAAGCUGUAAUAUAGCUAACUAUAAUUAACAGCUGAUUAAUCAAUGUAUAUGCUCUAAGAGAAGUAAUUAUAGUGUGCGAAAGUAAUAUCGCAAUAUUUUGGAUGAUGAAAUUGUGCUGAAAUGCAAACACCAUGUAUCAUGAGGUAAGUACGUGAUUUUCCAAUGUAAUUAGACACUUGGCUACGAGUUAUAGUGAUUUGUAAGAAAUACGUAUCCUUGUAUGAUGUUAGCACAUACGAUGAUUUUAUAUCCUACUUUUUUAAGCAUAUGUAUAAAAGAACGUUGUAAAGUUUUAAAAAGAUCUGUUGAUUCUGCUAAGCAUUUUGGAAUGUAAGUAAAUGCUUCUCAUUAUGCUUACUCCUUGUAAAGGCGAGAGAUUUUCAUUAGAUUUUAAUAGAAUGUUGAAUUUAUGUCAGUUUUAUUCAGAAAUAAAAUAAAUAUUUUUUCGAA
Messenger RNA from Uloborus diversus, 4080 nucleotides. RefSeq names its product nascent polypeptide-associated complex subunit alpha, muscle-specific form-like. Gene Ontology annotation, molecular function: protein binding. The transcript has 12 exons. The record is from RefSeq and is a predicted model, not a curated record. The coding region runs from base 284 to 3412 and encodes 1042 amino acids. NCBI's taxonomy places the organism in Eukaryota, Metazoa, Arthropoda, Arachnida, Araneae, Uloboridae.